Messenger RNA from Leishmania braziliensis MHOM/BR/75/M2904, 828 nucleotides. Its product is annotated as putative autophagocytosis protein. NCBI's taxonomy places the organism in Eukaryota, Euglenozoa, Kinetoplastea, Trypanosomatida, Trypanosomatidae. Gene Ontology annotation, molecular function: Atg8-family ligase activity. Gene Ontology annotation, cellular component: cytosol; cytoplasmic ubiquitin ligase complex. The record is from RefSeq and is a predicted model, not a curated record. Bases 1 to 828 code for a protein of 275 amino acids. The transcript has a single exon. Gene Ontology annotation, biological process: nucleophagy; autophagosome assembly; autophagy of mitochondrion.
AUGUCCAUACGACGUUCGCUAUACGAGGGUUUCAAACAUGUUCACAACAAGCUCCACAAUGUGAAAACCACAAGUGAUUUUCAAACGACAGGGCGGCUCACCCCAAAAGAGUUUGUGGAGGCAGGAGACGAACUUGUACAUAAGAACCCUGUGUGGCAGUGGAUUGGUGGCCCUGAGAGUGUGCAAGACUAUCUUCCGAAAGAAAAAAAGUGCAUUGUCUACCGUGGUGCACCGUGCAAUGAGCGAGCUCCAGUGGAUCAUUCAAGCGCUUCACCAGAGACAGUUGAUGAGGACGGCUUUGUGUUGACAGAAGUUCCGCAGGUCGCCCUACCCACCACAGUUAUCGAAGAGGACAAAGUACUCACAUGGGACGAACAUGACGAUGAUUCAGGCGAAGAAGACCUUAUCGCCACGGCAAAGGACAAUUCAAGCCUGCGUAUCUACGAUGUUUACAUUGUUUACGACAGGUACUACCAAACACCGCGCAUGUAUUUGGUGGGAUACACUAGUGAUCAUGUCACACCUCUCACGCUGGAUCAAAUGAAAGAAGAUGUUUACCGCUCCAACUAUGGUAAGACAGUAACCAUCGAUCCUCAUCCUAUUCUCUCGAUUCCAUGCAUCAGUAUUCACCCUUGCCGCCACGCUGAGACGAUGCGCAGUCUGAUGCAUCGAAUGCAGGAAAACUACGAUCGUGAAAAAGCAAAUGUCCCGAACGCUGAGCCGUUUGUUUUCCCCACUCACUUAGCAAUGCUUCUAUUCUUGAAGUUUAUCUCCACCGUCUUACCAACUAUUCAGUACGACGUAUCUUCUGGCUUUAACUUAGUGUGA